Gastrolobium bilobum is the source of this 1195-nucleotide messenger RNA. Its product is annotated as transcription termination factor MTERF5, chloroplastic. Gene Ontology annotation, molecular function: double-stranded DNA binding. The record is from RefSeq and is a predicted model, not a curated record. The transcript is spliced from 3 exons. Gene Ontology annotation, biological process: regulation of DNA-templated transcription; chloroplast organization. NCBI's taxonomy places the organism in Eukaryota, Viridiplantae, Streptophyta, Magnoliopsida, Fabales, Fabaceae. Gene Ontology annotation, cellular component: chloroplast. The coding region runs from base 33 to 803 and encodes 256 amino acids.
UGAAUCCAUUGUUCUGUUCUGUGUCGGAGAUAAUGAGAGUCAAGAUCACAUGUUAUGCAUCUGUAUGGAAGAAUUCAACCAUUUUGACUUCGAGUUUGGGGAAAGCAUUGGUCCCCUCUGUGGAAACUAUUAGAAAAAUUAUGUACAAAGAGAAGAAUUUUAUUCAAGUUUUGCACAGAUGCGGCUGGAUACUCCCAAAGUACCAAAAAUUUGUUGGCAAUGUUACCUUGUUAGAGAGUUAUGGCAUUGUUGGAUCUCAGCUUUCUAUGUUACUCAAACGACAGUCAAGGCUUUUCGUUGCACCACAGUCUACUCUUAAAAAUUAUAUUUUGCGUGCUGUAGAUAUGGGUUUCAAUGAAAAUUCAAGAAUGUUGGUCCAUGCACUCCAUACAAUAAGUGGUUUGAGCAGUAAAACAUUUAGGAGAAAGCUGGAGCUAAUUCAGUCUUUUGGGUUCUCUAAAGAUGAGAGCCUGUAUAUGUUCAAAAGAUGUCCAAAUUUGCUUAGAACAUCAGAGAAGAAAUUAAAGGUUGGAAUGGAAUUCUUCUUGCAUACAGUUAUGCUGCCAAAGUCGGCCUUGGUUCAUCGGCCUAUGAUUUUAAUGUAUAGCAUCCAGGAUAGGGUGGUUCCUCGGUAUAAAGUUUUGCAGCUCUUAAUAUCAAAAAAUCUAUGUAAGAAGGUCCCAAGUUAUGUUUAUUUGUUAUGUUUGUCUGAGGAGAUGUUCUUGGACAAGUAUAUAUCACGGUUCAGAAAAAAUGCUGAGUCAUUACUGGUAGCUUAUAAGGGUCAUCAUCUGGAAGCAUAAUCAAGUUAUGUUUUUCAAUCUUCUUGACAGGAAGGUUUAGGCACUUUGAAGAUUACAACUUUGUCGGUGCUUGUGGAUUUUACCUCCUUCAGUCCUCUCCUCACCUUUCUACUUGCAAUAAGAUAUAGUUUUUGAUGGUAACAUCUCCUUUAGCUUUCUUCCAUUUUUUUCAUUUUGUUCUAAGCUUCCGAGUCUGAAAUACAAUAAGCCAUUAUUAAAGGUCAAAAUGACAGAAUGGUGACAAUGUCAAUAUAAUAUUGCUUGUUUUAGCAACAAAAACACAUAUCAAGAUGAUUUUGGACAACUUACUUAAAUAAUUUUCUAUUUGCCGUGUUCUAUGAAAGCCAACUAUUAGUAUUUAUGAGGUUUGCUCAUAAUGUUAUUAUCUGCUG